This is a messenger RNA of Myotis brandtii (Brandt's bat), 3466 nucleotides long. RefSeq names its product phosphodiesterase 4A, cAMP-specific (gene PDE4A). NCBI's taxonomy places the organism in Eukaryota, Metazoa, Chordata, Mammalia, Chiroptera, Vespertilionidae. Gene Ontology annotation, molecular function: 3',5'-cyclic-AMP phosphodiesterase activity. The record is from RefSeq and is a predicted model, not a curated record. Gene Ontology annotation, biological process: signal transduction. Gene Ontology annotation, cellular component: cytosol; nucleus; perinuclear region of cytoplasm. The coding region runs from base 216 to 2351 and encodes 711 amino acids. The transcript is spliced from 16 exons.
AUGUCCUGGCCCUCGUCUUUCCACGGCACCGGCAGCAGUGGCGCGGGCGGAGGCAGCUGCAGGCGGCGCCUCCGGCUUCUCCGAAGCUUCCAGGAUCUCGGCCGCCAGGCGUGGGCUGGCUUCGAGGCGGAGAAUGGGCCUACACCGUCCCCCGCCGGCCGGCCACCAGCCAGCGCCGCGAAUCUUUCCUCUACCGCUCCGACAGCGACUAUGACAUGUCGCCCAAGACCAUGUCCCGGAACUCGUCAGUCACCAGUGAGGCGUAUGCUGAGGACCUCAUCGUGACGCCAUUUGCCCAGGUGCUGGCCAGUCUCCGGAGUGUCCGCAGCAACUUCUCACUCCUGACCAACGUGCCCAUUCCCAGCAACAAGCGAUCCCCACUGAGUGGCCCAACCCCAGUCUGCAAGGCCACACUGUCAGAGGAGACAUGUCAGCAGUUGGCCCGCGAGACGUUGGAGGAGCUGGACUGGUGUCUGGAGCAGCUAGAGACCAUGCAGACCUACCGCUCAGUCAGCGAGAUGGCGUCGCACAAGUUCAAGAGGAUGCUAAACCGGGAGCUCACACACCUGUCAGAGAUGAGCAGGUCAGGAAACCAGGUCUCUGAGUACAUCUCCUCCACGUUCCUGGACAAGCAGAAUGAAGUGGAGAUCCCAUCACCCAUGAUGAGGGAUGGAGAAAGGGCACCUCGGCCGAGACCCUCCCAGCAGCCCCCACCCCCGGAGCCACAGUUCCAGCCUAUGUCUCAGAUCACGGGGGUGAAGAAGAUGACGCACAGCAGCAGCCUGACGGACGCCAGCAUACCCCGCUUUGGGGUGAAGACAGACCAAGAGGAGCUCCUGGCCCAAGAGCUGGAGGACCUGAACAAGUGGGGCCUGAACAUCUUCCACGUGUCAGAUUAUGCCAGGGGCCGCUCCCUCAGCUGCAUCAUGUACACCAUAUUCCAGGAACGGGACCUCCUGAAGAAGUUCCACAUCCCGGUGGACACGAUGGUGACAUAUAUGCUGACUCUGGAGGACCACUACCACCAGGACGUGGCCUACCACAACAGCCUGCACGCCGCCGAUGUGCUCCAGUCCACCCACGUGCUGCUGGCCACACCUGCGCUGGACGCUGUAUUCACAGACCUGGAGAUCCUCGCAGCCCUCUUUGCAGCUGCCAUACACGACGUGGACCACCCCGGGGUCUCCAACCAGUUCCUCAUCAACACCAAUUCGGAGCUGGCGCUCAUGUACAAUGACGAGUCGGUGCUGGAGAACCACCACCUGGCCGUGGGUUUCAAGCUGCUGCAGCAGGACAACUGUGACAUCUUCCAGAACCUCAGCAAACGCCAGCGGCAGAGCCUGCGCAAGAUGGUCAUCGACAUGGUGCUGGCCACCGACAUGUCCAAGCACAUGACCCUCCUAGCUGACCUGAAGACCAUGGUAGAAACCAAGAAAGUGACCAGCUCAGGGGUCCUUCUGCUGGACAACUACUCCGACCGCAUCCAGGUCCUGAGGAACAUGGUGCACUGUGCGGACCUCAGCAACCCCACCAAGCCGCUGGACCUGUACCGCCAGUGGACAGACCGCAUCAUGGCCGAGUUCUUCCAGCAGGGCGACCGCGAGCGGGAGCGCGGCAUGGAGAUCAGCCCCAUGUGCGACAAGCACACAGCCUCGGUGGAGAAGUCUCAGGUGGGGUUCAUCGACUAUAUUGUGCACCCACUGUGGGAGACAUGGGCUGACUUGGUCCACCCAGAUGCCCAGGAGAUCCUAGACACAUUGGAAGAUAACCGGGACUGGUACUACAGCGCCAUUCGGCAGAGCCCGUCGCCACCGCCUGAGGAGGAGCCGGAGGGGCCGGACCACCCAACCCCACCUGAUAAGUUCCAGUUUGAGCUGACGCUGGAUGAAGAGGAGGAGGAGGAGGCGUCCUCUGCCCUGGGUGCAGUUGAGGUGCAGGAAUUAUUCAUGGCUCAGGAUGCAUCCCCAGCGGAGGAACUGUUGGAUGUCGAUGGCCAAGACGCAUCCACCGAGGUGGACGUAGAGGAAAUGUCCUUGACACAGCAAGCAGACAGUGUGGCUGUGGGCCAGGACGAGUCCAUAUCCCCAGAUGCGUUGGUGGAUGCCAUGGGCUGCAGCAGCCCCCACGCCCUGUCUCCAGAGAGGCCCGCUCUGCCUGCCUUGAGGACCCCACCCACUCCAGAGGCUGCCCCGGGCCUCCUGGGCCUCCCCUCCAUGGCAGCCGAGGUGGGGGCCCAGAAAGAGCAUCAGGCUGCCAAGAGGGCGUGCUGUGCCUGCACUGGGACAUUGGGCGAGGACCCACACACACUCCCAGCCCCUGGUGGGUGGGGGUCUGCUGGAGGCCCUACCUGAGCCUCAGCCUCGACACCCUCUUACCCUUCCUGCCUCCUUUCACCACCAUCGUCCCCCGACUGCCUCCUUCACUGCCUCAAAGACUCUUCGGCCUCCUGAGAAAAAAGAAAACAGAAAAGUGGGGUUUUUUUCUCUUUUCUUUUUUUCCCCUUUCCCCCCCCAACCCAACCCACAGGGCACAUUUCGGAGGUGGGGCCUGGGGAAGGAGGGGCUGAGGUUCUGGAAGGGGUUUUAUUUUUGGAAUUUUCAUUGUUACAUUUUUAGAAAAAAAAAAAAAACAGGGAAAAAAAAAAACAACAGGAUGAAACACAGCAACUGUAGAUGCUCCUGUUCCCGGCUCCCCUGGUCCAUCUCCAACCCCACCCCACGCCCCUCCCAGGCCCCAGGCCCAGUCUUCCAGCCUCUGUGGGCUCUCCACCUGAGCCCAAGCAGGCAUAAGGUCUCCUUCCAGGCUCUUCCUAAAUUUGGAGGGUUUCUAGAAUCCAGCCAGGGAAUAGCCAUUCUGGGCAGGGGCCCAGUGCGGCGGGUCACUGUGAGAGGCCCCAGCUCCAGCCCCUCUCAGGCUCACUGCCUCCCCGCCAAGUCUUCCACCUCAUUUUGCACAAACCUGGCAAUAUUGACUCGGGGACAGGCUUGGGGAUGCUGUACAACUUAGGAUGCUGGGAGGGGAAGGUGUGAGGGGGACAUUUGCACCACCAGCCUGGGGUCUGCGCUCUGAGGAGGGCCUGAUCCACUUGCCACCCCCGUCCCCUUCCACUUUGGGUUCCGUUUGACUUUUCUCCAUUUUGGGGGGACAGCUCCAAGCUGCACCCCCUUCUUCCAGCUGCUUCUCCUCUUGUUUCUGCCUUAAUGAUUCUCAUGGCCAUAGGAGAGGGUUGCAGUGGCUCCCACCUGCACCUUGGGUGGGGCGGGGCCAGACCCAGAGCCCCAUCUUAGGCAUCCCCCCAGCAUCCUCCUGCCCCCCUCCCUGACCCUUUGCCCUAGGAGGAAGCAAUAAUGGUGUACACCCACAUUCCCUUUCUGGGCCUCCUUCCCUACCCUGGCACCAAAGUCAUUUCUCCUUUGUUCCACCUUGCCAAGCUGCGCACUCUCCCUUAACUAUUCCCCAAGCAAUA